Molecule: messenger RNA, 2541 nt
Organism: Thalassophryne amazonica
Lineage: Eukaryota; Metazoa; Chordata; Actinopteri; Batrachoidiformes; Batrachoididae
Gene: rtn4ip1
Product: reticulon 4 interacting protein 1
Exons: 9
Coding region: 233-1408 (391 amino acids)
Cellular component (GO): mitochondrion
Molecular function (GO): oxidoreductase activity; zinc ion binding
Source: RefSeq, a predicted model, not a curated record
GCGGCUGGACGAACUAGAGGACGUUUAUUCUGCACAUUUUACUCAAAUAACUAAUUUUUUUAUUUAUUUAUUAUAGAGAUAACUAUGUUGAUAUAUUUGGCGAAGAAGAAAUGUGAGCAACUGAAGGCGGUUAGAACGUAGGUUCAUGAGAGAGUGUAACUUAAUGGUGGUUAAAAUGCGCUUCUGUUGCUGUCGCUUUUAUUUCACCAAUUAAAACUUUUUAUUUUGAACGAUGGGCUUUGUGAGACAGUUCGCACACAGCAGGCUGAGGAUUUAUUUUAAUAAGUCACUGCCUGUAAGGCUCUUUUCUACCUCUAACAGCAGAAUGACACUUAUGCCAGCCUGGGUUAUUAAUAAAUAUGGAAAUAAUGAAGUUUUACGCUUCAAUAAAGACGUCAAUUUCCCAGUAAUUAACUAUCCAAACGAGGUUAUUGUCAAAGUGUACGCAGCCGGACUCAACCCACUCGAUGUCCACAUGAGAGGUGGCUAUGGCGCAGCUACCUUCACCGUGAAGAGAGACCCUUUUGGUUUCAAUCAGCCAGGCAGAGAGUUCCCCGUCAUCCUGGGAAGGGACGUGUCUGGAGUCAUCAUGGAGUGUGGGCUGGACGUAAAGUACUUCAAAGAACAGGAUGAGGUGUAUGCAGCUAUUCCACCGUGGAAACAGGGCAGCUUGGCUGAGUUUGUGGUGCUGAACGCCAACGAGGUAUCUCACAAACCGAAGAAGCUGAGCCAUGUGGAGGCAGCGGCCAUUCCUUAUGUGGGCACCACCGUCUGGUCAGCUUUGGUCAACACUGGAGGCCUGACGAAGGACAACUGUGCAAACAAACGAAUUCUGAUUCUUGGGGGUUCUGGAGGAAUAGGAACCUUUGCUAUACAGUUGCUGAAGGCCUGGGGGGGCCAUGUCACAGUUACCUGCUCCCAGAAUGCUGAGCAGUUUGUAAGAGGACUUGGGGUAGACCACGUGGUGGACUACACUGCUGGUCCUGUUGAAGAACAGCUUCGAACUCUUGAUAAAUUUGACGUGAUCCUUGAUAAUAUUGGGUGGGACACGGAGCGUUGGGCCCUGACGCUGCUCAAACCUUGGAGCGGUGCGAAGUACGUCACCCUUGUUACGCCCUUUCUCCACAACACUGACAGGCUGGGCAUCGCUGAUGGCAUGAUGCGGACCGCCAUCACCGUGGGCUCCAAGGUCAUCAAGCACCUUGUUAAUGGAGUUCACUACCGUUGGGGGUUCUUUGCACCUAGUGGCCGUGCGUUGGAUGAAAUUACAGAAAUGGUGGAUGCAGGACAGAUUCGUGCAGUGGUCGACAAGACCUUCACCUUUUCCGAGGUUCCUCAGGCCUUCGAUAAAGUGGAGAAGGGUCACGCCCGAGGAAAGACUGUGGUCCAAAUCAGCAGAGAAGUGUGAGAGAAACCAGAACACUGAACCUACUGAUGCUAUGACACUAUCAGUGAUGUCAUUUAAUGGACUGUUCUUUGAGCACCUGAGCAGAAGGUUACUAGUUAUCAUUGAAAGUAGUAGUUUUCACGUGUUCUUUGAUUAUAUGGUUUAAAGAAAACUGAGAUUGCAAUUUGAUGUCUGACGUAUUAAAAAAAAAAAUCUUCCUUCUAUUGUCAAAUAUGUGAUCCAUAAAACCACAAUAAAGGCAUGAAUUGCACAAAUGUGUCAGACAGUUUGCAAAUAUGAGACUCAAUCGGAUAGUCAACAAACAAAGAUCAUCCCGUGUGGCUACACAUGGAACAAUGUAAUAUAGCAGCCAACAAAUAUUUUCUUUGCAAGGAUUCAGUGACUCAAUGCCACCCUGUGCAUAGAAUGACCAGACGCUCCCUCUGUGCUCAGAGCUUUUCUUUCUCCUGUUAACAUUCCUGGUCUGGCUGCAGGUGCCCAUUUAGUGUAGGAGAUUUCCACACGUGCAUGUGAGUCCCACCCUUUGCCCACUGUUAAUUUUUUUAAGGUGGUGGAUAGCAGCAGCAUUUCUAGAAAAGAAAUGCAUACAGAAAUCACCUUUAGAGGCUAAAACUCAAAGCUGUUGCACAAGAAUGUAGUCAGAUUAUAGUCCACAAAUGUGGCUUUUUCCACAUAGCAAUCAUUUCAAAGUUUUAGUUUUAAAAGAAAAUAAAUUCAGAAUUACAUAAUAAUAAUAAAGCCAUGUGAUUUAAAAUGUGUUCUUUAUGAAUCUGACUUUGUUUCCACUUCCUCAAAGGUUUGGGUUGGUCCUAGAAGAUUUUCAUAUUUAAAAGUGGACCCUGGUUUAAAUUUGGGAACAGCUGCAUUAGUAGAUUUAAUUACGGUUUUUGAUUUAUAUUAUUAUAUAGUAUUAUAGUAGUUUUUGAGAGAUUAUUUCAGCCACAGUGGUUUAAUAUUAUAAAGUGAAAAUACAAAAAAAAAAAAAUGUGUGUUGGAGUUUUAUCUGUGCACUUAUCCACUGGUCCACCAAUCAAAGCCUUGCUGAUACGCUGCAGUUUCAGCUCUUUAUGAUGUCAAAUGGACUGCAUUGCACUUUUACACCUACACUCAACAAAAAUAUAAACGCAACACUU